AAAUUUCCGACAGCCCUCAAAGGCAUCAAAUUGUUCAUGACGACGGAGGAAGUGAACGUCUCAGCUCACAUAUAACUGUGAAAGACGUUUGACAAAACUCAGCGUUACACAACUUACAUCGCAGUGGAAGAGAGACAUCAUCUUUUAAGAUUGUCUUAUGGAUUCUCCUCGGCAGUCCAAGGCUAACCUGAAUCGAGAGCCAAAGCGCAACCAGAAUCAGUCCAGCACUCCUCCUCAGAAAGAUGCCUAUGCCAGGCUUCUCAGCCAGCACCGCAGCAGCAAGUUCAGCUCAUAUUUAGAACAAUAUGCAAAGGACUCAUCACUUCAAAGGGAAGGAAAUGGUCCAAGCCCACUGCUCAAAGCCCAGAGUGACAGGCUGAAUAUACCUCAGAGAAAAAGGGACCAAUUGUUUUAUGAUUUCUCAGAUUCUAGUGACUUCUCCCCAUCCUCUAUGAAAAGCAGAGAGGAGAGCUCACUGUCCUUGUACACGGAGAAACUCAGCAUUCGCAACGCUCAGCAGGACUGCGACAGGAAGCAGGGUGUGUGUGACGGGCAGCGACGAGGACAGAGGAGGGACACCACCACUAGCCACGACGGAGACAUCGAGUCCGGAGAGGAGCUCGGUUCUUUAAAACCUAAUGAGGGGAAGAAGCAGCCGAAGCAGCAAAGGAAAAUUAAGGACUCGAACAAAGAUGGUGCCUCUAAGGAGACUGACUCAUUCAGUGGACGUCCUCAGUCCCCAAAGAAAGCCAGUCCUAGUGGGCAGGAACAAGACAGGAUGAAGAAGUCAAAGAAGAAAAUGUUGCACCAAGAAGAGGAGAAAACCAGAGAAGGGAUGUCAAAGAUGACCAUUGCUGAUGCUCAGAUGUCACGGCCCAGAUCCCCUCACGGUAAAGAGAAAAGACAGCAGCAGUCCCAAACUUCAAGUGCCAAUUCUCCAGCUGACAAGAACAAGAACAAAGGAGGCAGAGGGCAAAAGAAACAAGUGUUUGAACCCUACAUGACCACUGAGGAUGUUUCCCAUGGCCUCAAAAGAGGGGAACUGAUUCAGGGACAGAUAAGAAUCAACCCCAAGAAGUACCAUGAGGCUUUCAUCCCAUCUCCUGAUGACACACGGGAUAUUUUCCUGGAUGGGAUUAUCGCUCGUAACAGGGCUCUGAAUGGAGACGUAGUAGUGGUGCAAAUCCUCCCUCAGGAGCAGUGGAAGGUUGUGAGGUCAGAUACUGACUGUGAGGGCGCCAGUGAGUCAGAGACCCAGAAAGAACAUGUCAUGCAAAGAGCUCAGAAGAAGACGGAACGUGCCCCCAGUCCAGAUGUUAUUGUGGAGGACCAGUGCAGCGACCAGGAAGAACUCAUCAGCAAAGUGAAGAACAUCACUCUCAUGGACACGGAGGGAUCUGUGGAAGAAGCACCAGCUCAUCGGUCCAAUGGGGAAAUUCUCCAAAAGACUGCUAAAGUUGUGUACAUUGUUGAGAAGAAACACUCAAGAGCUGCUACCGGCUUCCUGAAGUUCCUACUAGACAAGCCCUUUGCCAUGUUCUCCCCCGUUGACCACCGGGUUCCGCGGAUUAACGUUCCCCUCCGUGACUGCCCUGAAGACUUCAGAUCCCGCUCGGGCGACUACGCCAACACCUUGUUCAUCUGUCGCAUCACCAACUGGGCAGCCGACAGCAACUUUGCAGAAGGACAACUCGCUAAGACUCUGGGUCAGGCUGGAGAAAUUGAGCCGGAGACUGAGGGCAUCCUGACAGAGUACGACGUUGAUUUUUCUGACUUCUCAAAUGAGGUGUUAGACUGCCUCCCCAAGAACCUGCCCUGGACCAUCCCACCUGAGGAGAUGAGGAAGAGGAGAGACCUGAGGUCGGAGUGUAUCUUCACAAUCGACCCGGCGACUGCCAGAGAUCUGGACGAUGCCCUGUCCUGUAAACAACUCCCAGAUGGAAACUUUGAGGUGGGAGUUCACAUUGCUGACGUGAGUUAUUUUGUGGAGCAGGACAACGCUCUCGAUGCCGUCGCCAGCCAAAGAGCCACUAGUGUGUACAUGGUUCAGAAGGUGAUCCCCAUGCUGCCGAGGCUACUGUGUGAGGAGCUUUGCAGUCUGAACCCUCUAACCGACAGACUCACUUUCUCUGUCAUUUGGAAGAUCACACCUGAGGGAAAGAUCCUGAGCGAGUGGUUCGGCCGUACGGUUAUUCGCUCCUGUGUGAAGCUGAGUUACGAUCAUGCUCAGAGCAUGAUCGAGGCUCCUGAGAAGUUGUUUUCUGCUGAGGAGCUGCCCCCUGUAGACCCUGUUCACCCCAUUGACGAGAUCCACCAGGCUGUGCUCAAUCUGCACUCUAUUGCCAAGAACCUCAGAGGCCAGCGCUUCUCAGGAGGAGCCCUCAGACUGGACCAGAUCAAACUUUCUUUCACCCUGGACAAAGAAACAAUGAUGCCUCAAGGCUGCUAUGUUUACCAGUACAGAGACAGCAACAAGUUAGUGGAGGAGUUCAUGCUACUGGCUAAUAUCGCCACAGCCAGCCACAUCUACCGCAAAUUCCCAGAGUUGGCCCUGCUCAGACGCCACCCCCCACCGAAGACCAAGAUGGUGGAUGAGCUGCAGGAGCUGUGUGAUCAGUUGGGAAUUGACAUUGAUUUGUCCUCUGCAGGAGCGCUACACAAGAGUCUCAAUACCAGUCUGGGUGAUGAUGAGUAUACCAGUGCCAGAAAAGAAGUGCUCACACACAUGUGCUCCAGACCCAUGCAGAUGGCGUUGUACUUCUGUGCCGGUGCUCUGAAGCAGGAACAGUUCUUUAAGCACUACGCCCUCAACGUUCCUCUCUACACACAUUUCACCUCACCCAUCAGACGCUACGCUGACAUCAUAGUGCACCGGCUGCUGGCUUCCUCGCUGAACUGUGGGCCUCGCUUAGGGCUGUCAACAGACGAAGUCCAAAAACGGGCAUCACACUGCAAUGACAAGAAGACCGUGUCCAAGAGGGUCCAGGAGCUCAGCUCUGAGCUCUUCUUUGGAGUGUUUGUGAAGGAGUGUGGCCCUCUGGACUCUGAGGCCAUGGUGAUGGGUGUGCUGGAUCAGUCCUUUGAUGUGCUGGUUCUUCGAUACGGCGUUCAGAAGCGAAUCUACUGCAAGUCCAUUGCGGGUCUGGACACGUUCCACCAUCGUAAGGUGGGGAAGAAGUCAGAGCUGACUCUGCUCUGGACACCAGAGGACCUGGAGAGGACUCCUGUAGAGCAGGUGAUUUCAAUCUUCACAUUGGUGGAGGUGCAGCUCAAAGCAGACGGAGCACCGAUGAAGUACAGCGCGUUGCUCAAGAGGCCCGAGGACGGCAUGUCAUAAACACUCUGAGCACACAGAUACUUGAAUGGAAGUUUGGAUUUGCACAUUUUCUUUUGUUGAUUAGUAGAAGUGACAUGUAGUGUAGAGCCGCAAAUACUGUGGCGAGCAUAAAAAUCACUCAUCAGAUCAGAGUCAGAAUUCAAUGGAAACUCUAAUUCUGAGUAUCGAAAGUCUUAAAGGUUUAGGUUUUCAUGUUUUUCACCCACUUUAUACAAAUGUCCCUCACAUAUAUACAUCACAGCUGUCAAUUUUGUUGCAUUCAUUUCUGAUAUUCAGCUAAAGUUAUAGACUUGCAUUAUGCCCCCAUCACUGGUAGAAGAUGUGCUGAAGUCAACAACAAAAUAGUUGGGGUUGUACAAUAUGAAGCAAGUUGUUUAAAAUGUGUAAAAAGAACUCUAGAAUGGAUUUCAAAUUGAGUUUUGUCUCUGCUCUGAUGGUGAAAGAAUCGAUGAAGCGAUGAGCUUUACUUUGCUGUUGAUUUAUUGACCUAAUGAGGUCAGUUCUGAUGUGAUGAUAUAAGUUGUCGUACACAGUCUAAUGUGUGAAAACUGAUUUUAACUAUUUUAAGCUUAAGAGUAUUGAUUAGCUUCCCGGUAUGAGACCCGUGCUGGUGUUCUGUAAAGCAAUAGAGCUUACCACACUACUGAAUUUCCUUCAUUUGGCCUCAUCUUGUAACUUUACUUGAACUCGCCGUGGCCUCUCUGAAGCUACAUGGGUCAGAUGGCACAAAUGUAGCAUUAUAAAAGAUGAAAACAUUCACUACUUCAGUGUCAGAACAUUAACAUUCAGGCUACCACAUGUAAUCUCUGACUUUUUAUGUUGUUGGUGUGUGUGUUUACAUUGUUUUAUACAGGGAGGGUUUUCUUUAGAUUCCUCUGACGCAUCGCUCAUGAACAGGCUGAUAAAUCACUUCCACAGCUAACAGCAUUUACUUUGAUUUAAACUCUUAAAAGGACAAACAUAUUUUCUUUAUUUAGUGUCCAAGUCAUGCCAAAGCUUUUUAAUUUAUCAACUCGUUGUUGUUUUUAUCUAAAACCUGGGAGGGAGUCGAACGUGAACUGCUGCUGAAAACAACUGGUGGCCUUUAGAUGUAAAAUGUUUGCUUUCUUGCUUCUGAGAGCUUCCAGCUGCUGUUGUUUUCUUUUUUUUUUAAUUUUCAGAAUUGAUUUGUGCAGCACAGAAUGCUUUAUGGACCUCAAUGUUAUCAAAUGUGAAUUUCAGUCUCAUCUUAUUGAUAGCUUCAUUAAAUUGGGACUAAAUUUCAGAGCGCAUUUUAAACUGGAUUCGGGACCCAACCGUUGCUUUACCUGAGUCAGUGUGCCUCUCUUUACUUUUCUGAUCGACCAGUGCCAUGUAGUCGUACAAAUUAGCUGCUACCUCUGUGUAAUUUUUUUUUGGGGUUUUUAGGGUUGUGUUUGUUGUGUUUUUGUAACCCCACCAGCUAAUUUUUUAACAGCAUAGUUUGUAUUACAUGGACUGGCAGUGUAUGACGUGAUCGUUAAAUGUAUUUUUAGCCGGUGCUAGUGUUGUACUAGCGCUUGUCAGCAUGUCUGUGAUUAAUGUUGAAAACAUGCAGACUUGGUUAACUUAAAGGAAAAUUUAAAUUGAGUCAUAACUAGGAUUCUGGUCAGUAACUCGGUGCAUUUACUGUAUGUUCUUAUUGUACUUCAUACAAAGCAGUGAACAGUUGUCUUUGUCUCUUAGAAAAUACAUACAUGGAAUCCAAA
Molecule: messenger RNA, 5064 nt
Organism: Acanthochromis polyacanthus (spiny chromis)
Lineage: Eukaryota; Metazoa; Chordata; Actinopteri; Pomacentridae
Gene: dis3l2
Product: DIS3 like 3'-5' exoribonuclease 2
Exons: 21
Coding region: 158-3337 (1059 amino acids)
Biological process (GO): miRNA catabolic process
Cellular component (GO): P-body; exosome (RNase complex)
Molecular function (GO): RNA binding; 3'-5'-RNA exonuclease activity
Source: RefSeq, a predicted model, not a curated record